Molecule: messenger RNA, 20427 nt
Organism: Engraulis encrasicolus (European anchovy)
Lineage: Eukaryota; Metazoa; Chordata; Actinopteri; Clupeiformes; Engraulidae
Gene: obscnb
Product: obscurin, cytoskeletal calmodulin and titin-interacting RhoGEF b
Exons: 87
Coding region: 292-18699 (6135 amino acids)
Molecular function (GO): guanyl-nucleotide exchange factor activity; protein binding
Source: RefSeq, a predicted model, not a curated record
AAAAAGGAGGCAGGAAUGAAAGAGGCACGUCACCUACGGGUCUCUAUGUAGCAGCUCAGUGCCGCAAGGAAAAAAUGUAACUACGCGUCAGCCAGACACCGGGGGAUAACCAGACGUGACAUUUUAUCCAAAUCCACCAAACUAUAACAAUCACAUUGUGUGCAUUUUGACGAAAGCUUUCAUUUGGAUCAUUUUAGUGACAUUAGGCAAGCAAACUUUUUUGUUCUAGUCCAUCGUUUUUCUUGAAUAAUCACAACCUGAUCUCGGGAUUGGAACAACAAGGAUUUUGCAAUGGACCAGAAUCUGUUUGGUGGGGCUCCCAGAUUCAUCACAAGGCCCAAGGCAUUUUCAUUAUGCGUGGGCAGGGAUGCCUCUCUGAGUUGUACCAUUAUUGGCAGUCCUGUGCCCAUUGUCACUUGGGAAAAGGACAAACUGCAACUUUUAGCUGGUGAACGCUUCAAAACAGUGGAGGAUGGUGAUGUCUACCGUUUAACCAUCUAUGACCUAACAUUGGAAGAUAGUGGCCAAUACAUGUGCCGUGCUAAAAACAAAGUUGGGGAAGCCUAUGCUGCUGUGACUGUAAAGGUGGGGAUGCCAGAGCAGCUGGUGGAUCGAGCCCCAGUGUUUAUGGUCAAGCCGGCAUCCACUCGCAUUGGCCUGGGAGAUAAUGUCAUCUUCCAUUGUAGAGUGGCAGCUCACCCAGAUCCUAACUUUGAGUGGGAGAAAGAUGGGCGUUACAUUGGCGAGACGAACCGCAUCAAAAUUACCUCUGAUAGGGAAACCAGCUGUUUGCAAAUUCAAAGUGCACGCAACCUUGACAGUGGCACCUACACAUGCCGUGCUCAAAACACAGCUGGCAGAUCCCAUGCAGGUGCCACUCUGGUCGUGGAAGUCCAGGAUGCCUAUCAAACGGUAGACAAAAGCACAUCCCUUUUGUCACAUCUCCAGAAACGAAAGGAGGAGAUGAGAAAGGACAUAUCUUUCUAUAGAACCACAGAAAGUACAUCCUCCUUCUGCUCUUCAUCCACUCCCAAGAUCACUGAUGAUAUUAGUACCUUCUCCCUAGGAAUGGACAAUACUCAGCAGGUGGCUGCCAUAUCUCACAGGAUCCCAAAAGGAGUUUUUACCCGCACAUGCAUGGUGACUGAAGGGAAGCAUGCCAAGCUCAGCUGUUUUGUCACCGGCCAUCCCAAACCCCAUAUUGUUUGGAGGAAGGAUGGCACAAACAUCACUGAAAGUAGACGUCAUGUUAUGUACGAGGAUCAAGCGGAAAACUUUAUUCUCAAGAUUUUGUACUGCAAGCAGUGUGACAAUGGGCUGUAUACCUGCAAUGCAUCCAAUAUGGCUGGACAGACAUACAGUGCUGUGUUAGUGAUCGUUAAAGAACCCAAAAUCCCAUUUAAGAGGAAGUUGCAGGAUGUGCAGGUUCAAGAAAAGGCCUCGGCCUUGCUCUCUUGUGAAGUGCCUGUACCAGCCACUCAAGCCAGCUGGUUUAUGGAAGAGACAAGGUUGGAAGACAGCUCCAAGUACUAUAUGGAGGAGAAGGGCACACUACGGUACCUCACCAUCCACAAUGUUACAACAAAUGAUGAUGCAGUCUACAUCUGCGAGAUGUCAGAGGGAAGCCGUACUGUUGCUGAGCUGACUGUCCUGGGUAAUAUUACCAAGAAGCUUCCACGGAGGACUGUUGUUCCUGUUAGUGACACAGUCAUAUUCUGUGUAGAGCUUGAAAAGCCCUGUGAAGCCUCUUACUGGACAAGAAACGGUGUAAAGCUGCUUGAAGAUGCACGCAUCAGCAUCGCCCACAGCACAAGACAGUACACAUUAACAAUACAUGACUGCACUGCGGAGGACUCCGGAGAAGUAGCCUUUGUUGCUGGGGAUUGUAAGACUUCAACACAUUUCACUGUUACUGCACCAAGAAGGCACCCACCAGAUCCCCCGGUUGACCCUGUGGUACGGAACAAGACUGAUUCAUCCAUCACUCUGUGCUGGUCCCCUCCAGAAAGUGAUCGUCCAGUGCCUAUCAAAGGAUACCUGAUUGAAAGAAGAAAAGUUGGGGGGACUCAGACUUGGGUGAAGUGUAAUGCUAUGAGCCCAGUGCCCCACUCCCACUACACGGUCAACACUGUAGAGGAGGGAAGCUUUCAGUUCCGCAUUUCUGCUGUAAACGACUAUGGUCAAAGUUCUUGCCUUGAGGUCCCUGGAACAUUCCUUCUCGAACCAGCAGCAGACAUAGUAAAAGGCCUAUCGCCUCAGGCCAGUGGCACGUCUGGCGGGGAGGUCACUCUUACGGUUGAGCUUUCUGCGGUGUGCUCGGGCUCUUGGAAACUAAAUGAGACUCUUCUUCGCAGCGGCUCAGACUACUUAAUCACUCGUUCUAAGACCAUUCACACACUUCUCAUCCGUAAUGCUACUCUUGAGCUGAAUGGGGCUGAAGUGAAGUUCCUUGGUGGUGGCUCACAGAGUGUCUGCACACUUUACAUAACAGCUCCACGAGGCCACUUGGUGAAGACGUCUGCUGAUACAGAGGUACUCAGCUUCGUGGAACGUACAUCAGCAAAGCUUAAGACUGAAGUGUCAGAUCCAAAUGUCCAGGUAAUCUGGAUGAAGGAUGGGAAAGAAAUAAGGACAGGAACAAAGUACGAGUGCGUCAGCACAGAGAAGAUGCGCCUUCUUGUCAUUCACAAAAUGACAUAUGAAGACACUGGCAUAUAUGAGUGUGUCUGUGAUGGAGACAGAAUCUUUAUCCAAGUUGUUCUUAAAGGGAAAUUUGUAAACAAGUCAAAGGGAGAGACAUCUGUCAUGCGUCUCAGUGGCGAUGUGGAGCUCAGCAGUGAGGUGUCCUCUGAUGACACAGAGGUUGUUUGGAAGAAAGAUCAGAACGAAUUGAAGGAGAACGAGAGGACCUCAAUGUUAUCCCAAGGGACAAAGCGUAAACUGAUAAUCAAGAGUGCCAAACAGAGUGAUGAGGGACAUUAUUCUUGUGAAACAGCAGAGGACAGAGUUUUAUUCAACGUCAAAAUUAAAGAAAGCCAAGAGGAUGGUUUUGCCAAUUUGGAGUCUGUUGAAAAGAACAUUAAAGCUACUGUUUCCCAGAAAGCCACCAUAAGCUGUGAACUGACCAACUCAAAGACAGAAGUGAAAUGGUACAAGGAUGGGACUCUCUUGAGAUCCAGUCAAACAGUCCACAUGGAAACGAAGGGAAAGACUCGUCAGUUGGUCCUGGACAGUGUGGAGAUGAAGGAUGCUGGAGAGUACACCUGUGAGGCUGGGAAAGAGAAACUGGUCUUCAAGGUUUGCGUGGCAGACAACCAAGAAGGACAUUUUGCAAACAAGGAGUCAAUCCAAAAGGAUGUCAAAGCCACCAUAUCUCAGAGGGCUACUCUGAAAUGUGAAGUAGCUAACUCAAAGACAGAAGUGAAAUGGUACAAGGAUGGGACUGUCUUGAGAUCCAAUAAAACAGUCCACAUGGAAAUGAAGGGAAAUACUCGUCAGUUGGUCCUGGACAGUGUGGAGAUGAAGGAUGCAGGAGAGUACACCUGUGAGGCUGGGAAAGAGAAACUGGUCUUCAAGGUUUGCGUUGCAGAAAGCCAAGAGGAUGGUUUUGCCAAUUUGGAGUCAGUUAAAAAGGACAUCAAAGCUACUAUUUCCCAGAAAGCCACCAUAAGCUGUGAACUGACCAACAUAAAGACAGAAGUGAAAUGGUACAAGGAUGGCACUCUCUUGAGAUCCAGUAAAACAGUCCACUUGGAAACGAAGGGAAAGACUCGUCAGUUGGUCCUGGACAGUGUGGAGAUGAAGGAUGCUGGAGAGUACACCUGUGAGGCUGGGAAAGAGAAACUGGUCUUCAAGGUUUGCGUGGCAGAAAGCCAAGAGGAUGGUUUUGCCAAUUUGGAGUCUGUUGAAAAGGACAUUAAAGCUACUGUUUCCCAGAAAGCCACCAUAAGCUGUGAACUGACCAACUCAAAGACAGAAGUGAAAUGGUACAAGGAUGGCACUCUCUUGAGAUCCAGUAAAACAGUCCACAUGGAAACGAAGGGAAAGACUCGUCAGUUGGUCCUGGACAGUGUGGAGAUGAAGGAUGCUGGAGAGUACACCUGUGAAGCUGGGAAAGAGAAACUGGUCUUCAAAGUUUGCGUGGCAGAAACCCAAAAGGAUGGUUUUGCAAAAACUGAAUCUGUCCAAAAGAAGUUUGAAGCUACAACCUCUCAGAAAAUUACUCUGAAUUGUGAGGUGGCUAACUCAAAGACAGAAGUGAAAUGGUACAAGGAUGGGACUCUCUUGAGAUCCAGUAAAACAGUCCACAUGGAAAUGAAGGGAAAGACUCGUCAGUUGGUCCUGGACAGUGUGGAGAUGAAGGAUGCUGGAGAGUACACCUGUGAGGCUGGGAAAGAGAAACUGGCCUUCAAGGUUUGCGUUGCAGAAAGCCAAGAGGAUGGUUUUGCCAAUUUGGAGUCAGUUAAAAAGGACAUCAAAGCUACUAUUUCCCAGAAAGCCACCUUAAGCUGUGAACUGACCAACUCAAAGACGGAAGUGAAAUGGUACAAGGAUGGCACUCUCUUGAGAUCCAGUAAAACAGUCCACAUGGAAACGAAGGGAAAUACUCGUCAGUUGGUCCUGGACAGUGUGGAGAUGAAGGAUGCUGGAGAGUACACCUGUGAGGCUGGGAAAGAGAAACUGGUCUUCAAGGUCUGCGUUGCAGAAAGCCAAGAGGAUGGUUUUGCAAAAACUGAAUCUGUCCAAAAGAAGUUUGAAGCUACAACUUCUCAGAAAAUUACUUUGAAUUGUGAGGUGGCUAACUCAAAGACAGAAGUGAAAUGGUAUAAGGAUGGGACUCUCUUGAGAUCCAGUAAAACAGUCCACAUGGAAACGAAGGGAAAGACUCGUCAGUUGGUCCUGGACAGUGUGGAGAUGAAGGAUGCUGGAGAGUACACCUGUGAGGCUGGGAAAGAGAAACUGGUCUUCAAGGUUUGCGUGGCAGAAAGCCAAGAGGGUGGUUUUGCUAAUUUGGAAUCUGUUAAAAAGGACGUUAAAGCUACGAUUUCCCAGACAGCCACCCUAAGCUGUGAACUGACCAACACAAAGACAGAAGUGAAAUGGUACAAGGAUGGGACUCUCUUGACAUCCAGUAAAACAGUCCACAUUGAAACGAAGGGAAAGACUCGUCAGUUGGUCCUGGACAGUGUGGAGAUGAAAGAUGCUGGAGAGUACACCUGUGUGGCUGGUAAAGAGAAAUUGCUCUUCAAGGUUUGCGUGGCAGAAAGCCAAGAGGGUGGUUUUGCAAAUUUGGAGUCUGUUAAAAAGGACGUUAAAGCUACGAUUUCCCAGACAGCCACCCUAAGCUGUGAACUGACCAACACAAAGACAGAAGUGAAAUGGUACAAGGAUGGGACUCUCUUGACAUCCAGUAAAACAGUCCACAUGGAAACGAAGGGAAAGACUCGUCAGUUGGUCCUGGACAGUGUGGAGAUGAAGGAUGCUGGAGAGUACACCUGUGUGGCUGGCAAAGAGAAACUGGUCUUCAAAGUUUGCGUGGCAGAAAGCCAAGAGGGUGGUUUUGCAAAUUUGGAGUCUGUUAAAAAGGACGUUAAAGCUACGAUUUCCCAGACAGCCACCCUAAGCUGUGAACUGACCAACACAAAGACAGAAGUGAAAUGGUACAAGGAUGGGACUCUCUUGACAUCCAGUAAAACAGUCCACAUGGAAACGAAGGGAAAGACUCGUCAGUUGGUCCUGGACAGUGUGGAGAUGAAGGAUGCUGGAGAGUACACCUGUGUGGCUGGCAAAGAGAAACUGGUCUUCAAAGUUUGCGUGGCAGAAAGCCAAGAAGGUGGUUUUGCAAACUUGGAGUCUGUUAAAAAGGACGUUAAAGCUACGAUUUCCCAGACAGCCACCCUAAGCUGUGAACUGACCAACACAAAGACAGAAGUGAAAUGGUACAAGGAUGGGACUCUCUUGACAUCCAGUAAAACAGUCCACAUGGAAACGAAGGGAAAGACUCGUCAGUUGGUCCUGGACAGUGUGGAGAUGAAGGAUGCUGGAGAGUACACCUGUGUGGCUGGUAAAGAGAAACUGGUCUUCAAAGUUUGCGUGGCAGAAAGCCAAGAGGGUGGUUUUGCAAACUUGGAGUCUGUUAAAAAGGACGUUAAAGCUACGAUUUCCCAGACAGCCACCCUAAGCUGUGAACUGACCAACACAAAGACAGAAGUGAAAUGGUACAAGGAUGGGACUCUCUUGACAUCCAGUAAAACAGUCCACAUGGAAACGAAGGGAAAGACUCGUCAGUUGGUCCUGGACAGUGUGGAGAUGAAGGAUGCUGGAGAGUACACCUGUGUGGCUGGUAAAGAGAAACUGGUCUUCAAAGUUUGCGUGGCAGAAAGCCAAGAGGGUGGUUUUGCAAAUUUGGAGUCUGUUAAAAAGGACGUUAAAGCUACGAUUUCCCAGACAGCCACCCUAAGCUGUGAACUGACCAACACAAAGACAGAAGUGAAAUGGUACAAGGAUGGGACUCUCUUGACAUCCAGUAAAACAGUCCACAUGGAAACGAAGGGAAAGACUCGUCAGUUGGUCCUGGACAGUGUGGAGAUGAAAGAUGCUGGAGAGUACACCUGUGAGGCUGGCAAAGAGAAACUGGUCUUCAAAGUUUGCGUGGCAGAAAGCCAAGAGGGUGGUUUUGCAAAUUUGGAGUCUGUUAAAAAGGACGUUAAAGCUACGAUUUCCCAGACAGCCACCCUAAGCUGUGAACUGACCAACACAAAGACAGAAGUGAAAUGGUACAAGGAUGGGACUCUCUUGACAUCCAGUAAAACAGUCCACAUGGAAACGAAGGGAAAGACUCGUCAGUUGGUCCUGGACAGUGUGGAGAUGAAAGAUGCUGGAGAGUACACCUGUGAGGCUGGCAAAGAGAAACUGGUCUUCAAAGUUUGCGUGGCAGGGGAGCCCAUGAAGUUCUCUGUGCCUUUGGAGUCGACAGCUGUAGUGCUGGAGGACACACUUACUCUUGUGUGCCAGCUCAACAGACCAAAAGGCAAAGUAAUUUGGCGACAUAACGGGACAGAGCUCAAAAAUGGUGGAAGGUAUAGCAUCAGUGCUGAUGGUGUCAAACAGACUCUGACAGUGACCGGAAUUUCCAAAGAGGAUGAGGGGGAAUAUAGCUGUGAGAGUAAUGAUGACAAGACUGUGGCUAGUGUCACAACUAAAGCCCCUCGAGUGGUGAGAUUUACCUCCAAACUGAAUGACAUCGUUGCAGUUGAAAAUACGGAAGCCAUUUUUAAAUGUUCUGUUACCCCUGCUGAUGUCACAGUUAGAUGGUUCAGUAACAACAUUCCUCUCAACUCAGGACCAAAAUAUAAGAUUGCACAUGGAGGGAACAGCCAUUCACUCACAGUAACUAGUGUUUGUCCAGAGGAUGUUGGUGAAAUUUCUAUUGAUGUUGAAGGAAAAGUCUCAAAAGCAAUGCUUCAAGUGCAGUUGGUUCCUGUUACUUUUAAAAAAAAACUCCAAGACCUUAAAGUUGAAGAGGAAAGUGAAGUUCGUCUUGAUGUAGAAUUGAGUAAGCAAUCUAAUGAAGUGAAAUGGAUGAAGAAUGGUGUUAUUAUUCAGUCUGGAGGGAAUAUCAACAUUCUUGUGGAUGGUGCUCAGCAAACCCUUUUGUUAAAGAAUGUGACCCACAGUGAUGGUGGACAGUACUCUUGUGAGACAUUGGAUGACAAGACCCAGGCCAAGCUCACGGUGGAAAAGAGACAGAUUCUGGUUGUAAAAGGAUUGGCGAAAGAAACAAGAGUCACUGAAAAGGAAGCUGUUACAUUUAUGGUGGAAUUGAACCAAGGUGGAGUGGAAGGAACUUGGAUGAAAGAUGGAAAAAAGCUAAAUGCUGGACCUAACUGUGUGAUGACGAAAGAAGGCAAUAUGCAUUCGCUAACUUUGUCCCACUUGAUGAUGGAAGAUUCUGGGAUGAUUGUGUUCCAAGCAGACAAUGUUCACGUUUCUGGCAAGCUUGUCAUUACAGAGACCUUAGCUAAAAUUUCCCAACCACUUAAAGACAUUAUAUGUCCAGAAAAGGAGAACGUAACUUUUGAAUGUGAGGUGUCCAGAGCUAAUGCUGAUGUAAAAUGGUUUAAGAAUGAAAGGGAGCUAAAAGCAGGGAAGAAUAUUGCCAUUAAUUCCCACGGUUGCAAACGCAAACUUCUCAUCAAAAAAUGCAGUUAUGAAGAUCAAGGGGAAUACAUAUGUCGCACAGCUGAUGACAACACUGCGGCUUCACUGACUGUGCAUGCUCGAGAUAUCAAAAUAGUAAAACCUCUCCAGGAUAUAGAAGUAAUGGAGAAGGAGAGCACCGAAUUCGCCUGUGAGGUCUCUCAUGAUGAAGUAGAAGGACAAUGGUUUAUGAAUGGUACCUUAGUUAAAGUGGGAGGCAACAUAAAGAUCAGACAAGAAGGAAAGACUUUUCUUCUUCUUUUAAAAUCUGUGGCAAUAGAAGAUGCCUCAGAAAUUAAAUUUUCAGCAGAGAAAGCUUCAUCAAGUGCCAUGCUGUCGGUAAAAGAGCUACCUGUCAAAUUUGUGAAGAAACUGAGAGACAAAAUUGCCAUUUAUAAGCACCGUGGUCAUCUAGAAUGUCAAGUUUCACGUGCCAGUGCAAAAGUCACAUGGUACAAGAAAAAGGAAGAGCUGAAGUCUAACAAGAAAUAUGAGAUCUCCAGUGAUGGUGUUUAUCGGAAACUCACCAUCAACGAUGUAGAGUCGGGUGACGAAGACACCUACAUAUGUGAUGCCAUUGAUGACAAGACGUCCUGUCAGUUACUGGUUGAGGAGCAAGCCAUCAGUAUUGUGAAAGAGCUCUGUCCAAUCGAGGUUACAGAGCCAUUUGCUGCUGUCUUUGAAGUGGAAAUCAGUAUUGAAUCAGUCAAGCCCCCAAAAUGGAUGCUCAGUGGAGUAGUGCUUCAAGAGAGCACAGAUGUUGAAAUAGAAAUGGAAGGCACCAUGCAUCGUCUCACCCUGAAGAAAACCAAGUCUUCAAUGUCCGGUCCUGUCCUGUUCACUGUUGGGAAGAGCAAAUCUAUGGCUCAGCUAAUAGUUAAAGAGCGUCCCAUAGAGGUGGUGGAACCUAUAAAAGACGUAACGGCUGAAGAAAAGAGCUCCACCACCCUGAGCUGCAAAUUCUCUGCUCCACCCAGUGAGGUUAGCUGGUACAAAGAUGAAACUCUCCUGGUGAUUUCAGAGAAAUAUACAAUGAAGCAAGAUGGUACCCAGGUCCUACUUAUCAUCAGUAAUUUGACAUGCAAGGACUCAGGGGUAUUCUGUUGCCAAAGUGGAGCAUCAAAGAGUAAAGCUACUCUCACAGUUGAAGCUCGACACAUCAAGUUGAUAAAACCCUUGGAGGAUGCAGAGGUGGAGGAAGAUGGAGAUGCCGUUUUUAGCUGUGAGGUUAAUUACGCAGAUGAGGAAGCGCAAUGGCUUUUGAAUGACAAACCAUUGUUUACAAAUGAACUUAACAGCAUUCAACACUUGGGACCAGUCCAUACUCUCACACUGAGGAAUCUUCCACCUGAGGAUAGUGGAAUGAUAACCAUUAUAAUUGGAGACAAGAAAGAAUCUGCCUCCUUGAGGGUGAAAGAGAAAAAAGCAGUGUUUCUGAAGUCAAUGGAUGAUGUGGUUGGGGAAAUAAAUGGAAAUGUCACAUUGAAAUGUGAGGCCUCAAAACCCAGGGUAUGCCCUGUUUGGAGGAAAGAUGGCAAUGUCCUUGUUGCGAGCUCCAAAUAUGAACUUCUGCAGACUGGAAAACUCUUAAGUCUUAUCAUUCAUGAGACCAACCACGAGGAUUCUGGGGAAUAUAGCUGCGAUCUUGGCACUGACCUUGCAAAAUCCAAAGUCACUAUAAGAGACAUCAGCAUUGGUAUCACUAAGCGUCUGAAGCCAGUUGAAGCUAAAGCUGGGGAGACAUGCACCUUUGAAUGCAUUCUGUCACGUGAGACCACAGACACAUAUUCCUGGCAAGUCAGCAGCAAGACUGUCAGUUCUGGCGGACGCUUUCAUACCAGCAAACAGGGACGAAAGUACACGUUGACUAUCAAAAAUGUAACAGGAAGUGAUACUGGUGAAGUCAUUUUCACUGUCAAAGACCUUGUUUCAAAAACCACUCUCUGUGUUGAAGGUACUGCAUUGAUUAUAUCUAAGGAGCUUCAGAAUGUCUCUGUGGUGGCUGGACAAGACGCUGUGUUUACUUGUGAAAUAUCUGAAGCUAACCAAAUAGUAAAAUGCUCCAAGGCUGGGGAGGCUAUUCAAAAGAGUGAAAAGUAUGACAUUACCCAAGAAGGAAAAAUUACAAUGCUUACUGUUCAUAAAGUCAUGAGCAUGGAUUCGGGGACAUAUUGUUGUGAAAUCCUGAAUGGUCCCUCAACAGAAGCUUCCCUCAAUGUUCAAGAACCUAUGGUGGUGUUUACAAAAGGAUUAGAAAAUCAAGACACGGUCGAGGGGAAGGAAGUCAGUAUGUGUUGCCAGACAUCUUGUGAAGAUGCCAAAGUCACCUGGAGACAAAAUUCACUGCUGUUGGAGGAGGGUAUUAAAUAUUCCAUGCGAAAGGAAGGUGCAACUCAUACACUGGUUCUGCAUAAUGUGAAGGUGGAGGACAGUGGUGAAUACAUCUGUGACACAGGACAUGAACAAAGCAAAGCUACGUUGAUAGUCAGAGAAAUAUUUUGCACAUUCAAUCCUCAUUCAUAUCCAGAUUCUGUGCUUAUCAUACGGGGCAUAAAAGAUGUUACUAUUACUGUGGGCGAGGAUGCCUGUUUCUGUUGUGAAUUGUCCAAAGAAUGUGUGACUCAUGCUGAGUGGUGGUUGGGCUCUAACUAUCUGCAAAGCAAUGACCUAAAUCAGAUAAGCUGCCAGGGCAGAGAGCACCACCUAGUACUAAGAAUGGUCACACCCGAUGAAUCAGGUGAAGUGGCUUUUGUGAUUGGUGAAGAAAAAAGCGUGGCUAAUCUUCUAGUUCAAGACAAACCCAAAGAUACUCCAGCCCAUUUUCUGAAAGAGCUGAAGAAUCAGGAAGCAAUAGAAGGUGACAGCGUAUCAUUACAGUGUGAACUGUCAAAGGCAGCUGUUAAAGUGGAGUGGCGAAAAGGAGGAGUCGUACUGCAGAAUGGGAAGAAAUACAGUAUUAGUCAACAUGGCCAUAUUCAGGAACUACUCAUACAUGAUCUGGAUCUAGAAGACUGUGGUUAUUAUACAUGUGAUGCGGGAGCCCAUCUGACUACUGCUUCUGUUGCAGUACAAGCAGGUGAAGUCCAGAUAGUUUCAGGCUUGCACAACACUGAUGCCUUUGUGGGUGAGUUGACGGUGUUGUCCUGCCAGCUAUCUGGUCAUGCACCUGGCAAAGUUCAGUGGUGGCUGGAUGGCACGCUACUGGAACAUGGUCACUUCUGUGAGUUGGGAGUACAACAAGAUCAUACCCACACUGUCAGCUUUAAGAAUCUUGCCCCUGAUGACUCGGGAACUGUGACUUUCAAAGCAGGCAGACUGGUUUCUUCAGCGAAACUCUUGGUCAAAGAUCCGUCUGUAGAUGUGGUCAGCUCCAUGGAGGACCUACAAGUGCAAGAAGGCGAGCCUGCAGAGUUCUUCUGCCAAUAUUCUCGACCAGUCACAGCUCUCUGGAAAAGAGAUGGCCAGUCACUACAGGUUGAUGGUUACAGAGUGAUAGUGGAUCAGGACUGGAAUGUGGCUCACUUGUACAUUAGAUCUGUUAUCCCAGAAGACAUGGGAAUCUAUUCCUGUGAGGCAGAAGGUACCUGUGUGAAGGCCCACCUACAUGUGAAAGCUAAACCCAUUGACAUCAUACAAGGACUUGAGAACGUGGACGCAAUGGAAGGUGGGGAGGCUCUAUUUGAGUGUUCCCUGUCCCGCCCUGAACCCAAAGAUAUCUGUUGGCUGCUUAAUGGUAAACCCGUGUCUGAUUCAUCCUGUGUGGAGAUUGUUUCCUUUGAAAGCGGCCGUCGUCACCUCUUACUUCUGAAGGAGCUCCGUGCUGGUGAGAGCACUGUGACCUUUCAAGCCGGUCCUGCCUCCACCACUGCCAUGCUGUCUGUCAAAGGUUGGCAGCUGAAAAUAAUGACGGCUCUUGAAGACAAAGAAGUAGUAGUUGGUGAACAUGUGGAAUUUACAUGUAUAUUGAAUGAGGUGGUAGCAAAAAGUGAAGUUACAUGGUAUGUUAAUGGAGCAGAGGUCCAUGCAGAUGAUGACAAUGUCGUGAGUUCAGAUGGCUGUACUCACAAGCUCAUCCUGAAGAAAGUUAAAAGGCAAACAAAUCAAGAAGUCACAUUUGCUGCACAAGAUGCCAUAUCUAUGGCUAAACUCAGUGCUAUUGGCCCUCCUGAUCCUCCUGAGGAUCCCGAGUUAGUGAGUAAAACCAAAGACUCGGUUAUCCUGUCUUGGUUCACACCACUUAACGAUGGUGGCAGCUCUAUCCUUGGAUACAGAGUGGAGAUGCGCCAGGUAGACAGUGCCCUGUGGUCGCCAUGUCACAGUGAGCCUGUUUGUACCACAGAGGUUUAUGUAGGGAACCUCAUCCCUGGCACGGGAUAUCGGUUUCGUGUAGCUGCCAUUAAUCGUGCAGGUAUUGGAGAACCAAUACAGCUACUCCAGACUGUACACACUGAGGUAGCAGUGACAGAAGAAGUGGCCAGCAUUGCUUCUGAAGUAACUAAAAAGGCAGAGACCUCUAAAAGCACUGAAGAGGUGCAAGCAUUAGUGACCAAAGAAGUGGCCAGCAUUGCUUCUGAAGUCACUGAAAAGGCAGAGACCUCCAAGAGCACAGAAGUGUUGCAAGCAUCCGUAACCAAAGAAGAGGCCAGCAUUGCCUCUGAAGUCACUAAAAAGGAGAACUUAAAGAGCACAGAAGUCCUUUUAGAGGUGCAAGCAUCAAUGACCAAAGAAAUGACCAGCAUUGCUUCUGAAGUCACUAAAACGGCAGAGACCUCCAAGAGCACAGAAGAGGUGCAAGCAUCAGUGACCAAAGAAGUGGCCAGUAUUACUUCUGAAGUCACUAGAAAGACUGAGACCUCUAAAGAAGAGGUGCAAGCAUCAGUGACCAAAGAAAUGAUCAGCAUUGCUUCUGAAGUCACUAAAAAGGCAGAGACCUCUAAAAGCACAGAAGCUCUUUUAGAGGUGCAAGCAAUGACCAAAGAAAUUAUCAGCAUUGCUUCUGAAGUCACUAAAACGGCAGAGACCUCCAAGAGUACAGAAGAGGUGCAAGCAUCAGUGACCAAAGAAGUGGCCAGCAUUGCUUCUGAAGUCACUAAAAAGGCAGAGACCUCCAAGAGCACAGAAGAAGUGCAAGCACCAGUGACAGAAGAAGUGGUUCUGAAGAACAUUGCUGAAGUCACUAAAAAGGCAGAGACCUCCAAGAUCACAGAAGAGUUGCAAGCACCAGUGACCGAAGAAGUGGUUCUGAAGAACAUUGCUGAAGUCACUAAAAAGGCUGAGACCUCCAAGAGCACAGAAGAGGUGCAAGCAUCAGUGACCAAAGAAAUGACCAGCAUUGUUUCUGAAGUCACUGAAGAGACCACUAGGAGCACAGAAGAGGUGCAAGCAUCAGUGACCAAAGAGGUGGCCAGCAUUGCUUCUGAAGUCACUAAAAAGGCAGAGACUUCCAAGAGCACAGAAGAGAUGAAAAUGUCUGGGACAGAAGAAAUUACCUGCAUCGUACCUGACGUCACCUCUAAAAGCACAGAAGGAGAUGUCAAAGACGUUUUACAAGCUGAAUUGGGAGAAGGCAGCCAACCAAGUCUGCCUCCCGAAGCUGCCAAUGAUGGUGAUCUGCAUGCUCUCUGGGACGAGGUUGCUAAAAAAAGGCGCAUGAGUCGUGAGCCAACUCUAGAUUCCAUCCUUGAGGAAGAUGGUAAAGACAAACAAAAAGAGGACAUUGACACCAGAUAUGACAAAAAACCUUCAGAACUGAAUAUAGUCCCCGAGGCCACUAACCAAACCAGUGGUGCUAAUGAUAUUAUAGGUGUUGCAACCUCCAAUGAGGCCUGCUCACAAGAGACCAGCAUAUCCAUGACACCUCAACACCCUGACAGUGUAUCCAUGGAGAAGACCUAUGAGGACAUUCAAAUAGCAGAGCAGCAUAUAACAGACCAGAUAACUGAUCUCAACACCUGCAAAAUAAAAGACCAGGAGCAACUUGAGCCUGCAAUAAAAAUACACACAGAACACAAGCCUCAGGAGGACUUAAAGCCAGUUUUCACAGAGGCGUUCACGGACCUGACCAAAGAGCCCAACAGUACUAUCCGUUUAGAGUGUGUUGCCAGCAAUAAACCAGACCAAGUACAGUGGCUAAAGGACAAUGACCCACUUGUUGAUGACAAACACCACCACAUUGACAAUUGUAAUGAUGGCACCUGUACUCUGGUUAUUACCGAUACCUCAACAAAAGACACAGGUAUAUAUACCUGUGAGGUCACAAACAAGUUUGGGGUGGCCACACACAGUGGCAAAGUCACAGUGGGUUCUCUACAAGAGUCAUCGGGGAGUCGACCACUGCCACAUGCCCAUAGUGCUGAUAGCGAACCAGAGAGCUCUUCAGAAAGUGAGAUGGAUGAAUCACUCAGGCAAGCAAGUAGGCGCCUCAGACGACUCCUGUGCUCAAGACUACAACCAGAUGUUGAAGAGUCAUUUGUGAGUGCGGAUGAGGGUGAGCUGCCACCACCUGACCCUCACACUUACCACGAGGAUGACCAGUAUAUCUACAUUCGCUUUGAUACCCAAGCAGAUGCGGAGUUGGCAUCAAAACGUUUCCAGAAUAUUUUCACAGAACAAAGUGUUCCAAUUGAAACAUCCAUCUUGGAGGCAAAACCACCAAACAAGGUAGAGCUACGCGUCAUGAAGAUGGGCUACAUUCAAGAUGGAUGUCAAACUUUGACCCCAGAACAGCAAGUACCUGCAUUUACUACAGGAGCUCCUGCGGCACCAGUGUUCCUGACAAAGCUACACAGUCAGGAUGUUCCAGAUGGUUACCCUGUAAGUUUCGACUGCGUAGUGACUGGUAAGCCUCCACCCAUCAUUCGCUGGUUCAAGGAUGGGAAGCUACUGGAGGAAAAUGAUCAUGUUAUGAUUAAUGAGGACCAAGAAGGCCGUCACCAGCUGAUCAUUACUGCAGCAUUGCCUUCUGACAUGGGCGUAUACCGCUGCAUGGCAGAGAAUGACAGUGGCAUGGCUUCCACAAAGGCUGAACUGAGGGUGGAGCUGUCCUGUAGCUCUGACUAUGACACAGCUGAUGCCACAGAAACUUCCUCUUAUGUCAGUGCAAAGGGUUCUGUUUCACGGGAAACGGAGACGGAAACAGCAUUUGAAUCAGUGGCUGAAGAAGAGCAACUUCCACAAGUUCUGGAUGAGUUACAUGAUGUCGUCGUCAGCCCUGGAGCUCCUAUCGUGAAAUUGGAGGUCAAGGUUAAAGGCUACCCAAGACCAAGGGUUUACUGGUUUAAAGAUGGAUGUCCACUGGGGGCCUCUAACAGAAUUCUUCUAUCAACCGAAAAAGAUGUACACAGUCUGGAAGUUCUCGAGGUGGUACGAGAAGACAUGGGGGAAUAUUCUGCCUACAUCAGCAACUCAGCAGGCUCUGCCUACUCCUCAGCCAGGAUGAUUGUUAUGGCACCUGGGGAAUGCAUACCAGAUGGAGGACCCAAAGAGUCAGAAAAGCCACUACUGCCACCACGAUUCUUGGAGAAGUUUGGCAACAGGAGUGUCAAGCAUGGUGCAAGUAUCACACUCUCUGUUAAAGUUGAAGGCACACCAAACCCCAUGGUCUCUUGGCUAAAAGAGGAGUCAGCAGAAGAUGUACUAUGGUUAAAGCCAGAAACUGAGGGUUACAAGAUGGCCAGCUCGGGAUCGCAGCACAGCCUUAUCCUAAUGGAUGUUGGAAAAAAACACCAGGGAACUUACUCCUGUAUUGCCACCAAUAGGGCUGGUCAGUCUCUUUGUUCUGCCCAUCUUGAGGUGGGGAAAGAGCCACAGGGGAAGAGUACGAUGGCAACAGAGGUACUUGGCAUAACUAUAAGUCCACCAGAAGAGGAAACACUUAAAGCUGAGGAGAGUAAACAUGCUUACCUUGGUGGAGUGGCCACAGAGGAAUUCCUCCAGAAACUCACGACACAAAUUACUGAAAUGGUAUCUGCCAAAUUUACUCAAGACAGCUUACCGAACCAUGAUGUGCUCCAGUGGAUGAAAUCUUGGCCGAAAGUAUCCACCUCACUGCGUGUCCCAGGAGCUGACAGUGACGAUGAGACAAAGACCCCCUCUCCUUCCCCCCAUCAUGGUCGGUCACGCCCAGCCUCACUUAUUAUGGACUCAUCCUCAGAGUCAGAUGAUGGAGAUGCUCGUGGAGAGAUGUUUGAUAUCUAUGUAGCCACUGCGGACUACAAUCCAACAACUCUGGGUAAAGAAGCAAUAGCACUGAAGGAAGGCCAAUAUGUUGAGGUGUUAGACUCUGCUCAUCCUUUGAAAUGGCUGGUGCGCACCAAACCAACAAAGUCUACACCAUCUCGGCAGGGUUGGGUUUCACCUGCUUAUUUAGAUAAGAGGCUUAAGAAUCCUACAGAUACAGGAGAUCUGGCUGAAUGCACAGAGGAAGAGGUAACAGAGGGCGAAUACAAGAGGAAGGUCUGUCAACUUAUCCAAGAAAUGAUUAACACUGAAGCAGAAUAUGUGAAAGAUAUGGAUGUCAUCUCAGCCAACCACCUGAAGAAAAUGGAAUGUGGUGAUGUCCCACCUGAUGUUUCAAACCAAAAAGAAACUAUAUUUAGAAACAUUGAUGACCUCUCAGCCUUUCAUUCCAGCGCCGUCCUUCCUGGCUUUUCUGAGUGUGACACAGAUGAUGAUGUAGCCAUGCACCUUUUAAGAAAUACUGAAGGGUUUGAAAAAUACAUGCAAUACUUGGUAGGUCAGUCUCAAGCAGAAGCUGCCCUUACUGAGAAGACUACACACCAGUACUUCAAAAAAUACACUGACAGCGAGCUUGCCCACAAUGAUCCAGCCAAAGGUCCUGUUUUGAGUGUAAAUGCAUAUAUUCAGAGACCAGUGGAGAGAAUUCAAAAAUACAAAGCUUUAUUAAAGGAGAUGAUCAGGAACAAAGCAAGAAAUGGACAAAACUGCUGCCUCCUGGAAGAGGCUUAUGCCAUGGUUUCUUCUUUGCCUCAGCGUUCUGAAAACACUCAUCAUGUCUCUCUAAUUGAAAAUUAUCCUGCUACCUUGGAAGCACUUGGGGAGCCAAUUCGUCAGGGGCCAUUUACUGUGUGGGAAGGUGCCCCAGGAGUAAGGACAUCAUCCAGAGGCCACCACCGUCAUGUCUUCCUAUUCAAAAACUAUGUCAUUAUAUGCAAACAAAAGCGAGACACAAACACAGACUCCCCAUCUUACGUCUUUAAGAACAUGAUGAAGUUAAACAACAUUGAUGUAAAUGAGACAGUAGAAGGUGAUGAAAGAGCCUUUGAGAUUUGGCAUGAGCGAGAGGACUCUGUGCGGAAGUACACACUUCAGGCACGCACGGUUAUCAUUAAAAACUCUUGGCUACGAGAACUUCGUGACUUGCAACAGCGAUAUACGUUGCCAGCUUGGUGUCCACCAGAUUUUGUCGAAAUCUUGGCAGAUUGUACAGCAGAGCUCGGACAAACAGUGAAAUUGGCUUGCAAAGUCAGAGGAAUUCCAAAGCCCGUAGUCAUGUGGUAUAAAGAUGGCCGUUCAGUAGAAGCAGACCCUCAUCAUAUUAUCAUCGAGGAUCCAGAUGGCUCAUGCACUUUGAUUCUUGACAACAUGACAGCAGAUGACUCGGGCCAGUAUAUGUGUUUUGCUACCAGCUCUGCAGGCAAUGCCAGCACUUUGGGAAAGAUCACAGUACAGGUUCCACCACGCUUUGUGACAAAGAUUCGGAAUGCUGCACUAAUAGCUGGUGAGGAUUCUCAGUUCACAUGCACAGUUCAAAGUGCGCCAAAUCCUAAAAUCAGAUGGUUCAAAGAUGGGAGGAUCUUGACUGAUCAAGAAAAGUACCAGACAUACAGUGAGACUCGCAGUGGUGUUGUUGUGCUAAUUAUUAAGAACCCUAGUGAGAGGGACCUGGGACACUAUGAAUGCGAGCUGUCAAAUCGUCUUGGCAGCACCAGAUGUGGCGCUGACUUAUGCCAUCCAGUUGUAGCCAUGGCUGGUGACCGCAGAGCAGAGCAAGCCAUUACAAUUGAAGUGACAGAACAAGAGACCAAAGCACCAAAGAAAACUAUUAUCAUAGAGGAGACCAUCACCACUGUGGUUAAAAAUACUAGAUUGAAGCGCCACAUGUCUCCACGUGGCUCUGCUAUGGGAAUGUACCACUCUGAAACCUCCACACCUGAACCGGCAAGACAGAGACGUCUAUUGCCCCGAAAAGCUGUUCCAACACUCUACGUAACAGAACCAGAUAGUGCCGCUGGGAAGAACCCGAAAUGGGUGGAGGUGGAGGAAAUUAUUGAAUAUAAGGUUAAUAAGUCCCCACAGCUGCCACGGAGACGAGUGGCAUCUCCUGCCCGAUCCGAGAGAGAACAUGUUCUUUCCCGACCAAAGAGGUCAUCACUUUUUAACCCAAAUGCAAACAACAACAACAAUAACCUUACAGAAGUUCAAGCUUCAAGUGCAGAAGAUUUGCCACACACCUAUCUAAAUGGAGUGAUGAAGUCCUAGCUGCAAAUAUGACAAGGAUAGAUGGAAAAAACAAAUGAACAUUAUUCAUCUGUAGAAGAGGUUCAUCAUCUGGUAGAGGGCAACAUUCAUCACGCUCUUGGUCAGUCCUGAGCCUUGAAAAAAAAACAAAAAAAAAACUAAAAAACUGAUGCAGUGGCAUAAAAUAAAGUUGAAUCUGCCUUUAUGGUAAAAUCAGAGGCCAACAUUGACAGAUUUUCAGAUAUGCCACCCAUGUGACCAUAUGGUGUGACUAUCAUGGAUAUUGAGAACAUCAUACAAUGUGUAAUAGUACACAGGUCCCAAGAGGAAUUGCCCAAACCAAGAAGUAGUGGUAGUGCCUACAGUUGCAACAUAGUAGAACCAUGCCAGUCAAGUGGAGAUGUAUGUCAAACAUCUUCAUUGCGCAGAAAUAGAAAAAUAAUAUUCAUUACCACAUAGGCUUGCAUAUCACAAAUACUAUGGAGUAAUUAGUGGAAUAAAUGCAUUGUAGAUUUUAGGAUAACAAAGAGAAGCGAAUCAUUGAAUUGAAUUGUUGCAGCUAAUAUAGUCAGUGCAGUAUCUGCCACACAGGAGUCAGUUCAGUUCAGUUUUGUUUUGUAUUAUAUGAUCAAAUUAAUAAAUGAGGACCCAGAGUAGCCCAUGUAGUCUUAACAGGGAACACUGCUGUAAAAUAUACUUCAAACCAUAACUUUUGACUUUACUUUUUCUCCAAAAGGCAAAUCAUUCCAUUUGGUGUAUUAGAGCAUGGGUAAAUCGAAUUAUCUUUCUCCAUUUUAAUUUAACGUUCAUGCUCUACAGGUCUAUUUCAACAACACACUGUCUAUGUUGUAUGUUUGAGUGGGUAUUGAACGACUUUUUUCUUACAAUUUACUGUAUAGUAAUCCAAGCCUUGCAAAGUCAAGUCCUAUGAAAAACUACUGGAAAACAUAUAUGUGUGAGCCUACCUACAUGUUGCCACAUAUACCACAGGUUGGGACACUUAACACAUUAAAAUCCUAAGGAAGUUCAUGAACAUUUUUCAAACAUGUUAAACAUUUUAACAUUUCUGUGCACCAGUUCUGAACAGAAUGUAUUGAGCAGGGUCACUUAAUAUUUCAGCAUUUCAGAGCCACUAUUCCAAUGGAAAGUAUAUAAGUUUGUGCCUACAAUUUUACAUUGUGCUUAUGGAGAAGCAAUAUUUGACAAUAUGGACAUUGACAGUUAUUUUCUUUUUACAUAGGUGGCUUACUAAAUACGUAUUUUAAUUUAAUUUGAUAAAAAACAUGGUCUUUGACAUGGUUUGCCAAGCCAGAUCUGUAUGAAGAACCACACUGAGGAAUGUUAUCAUACUCUGCAUGGCAUGGUCCUAAUUGUGUUGUUCAAUGUAAAACUAGAUAUAGAGAAAUUGGGUUUAAUUCAUUUUGUGUAAUAGGCGGUACUGGACUUCGAAACAUGAUUAUAUUUUCGUUGAUAUUUCAAUUACUGUAGACAAUUAUAAAUAUUAAAGGUUGAUAUUCUUUACAUUACAUUAUUUACAUUAUAGAUAAACACAUGCAUUAACAAAAUCUAUUUUUCUGUUCUAAAUCACUGUUUUGUGUUCCAAUGCUUCUUUUAUUUUAUUUUAGUUAGCAAUAGGUAUCAUAAAAUAAAAUGUUUAAUCAAAUGUGUGUCUACACAGAUUAUAUUGACUAUAUUGUAGAUUUGCUUGUGUUGAAGUGUUAAUUAAUAAAUAUUUUGCAGAGUGUUAAA